AUGCUGUCAUGGUUAGUCAAAAAUCCCCAAACUUUCUAUGGUUUCACUCAGCCCAUCUCUGGAGAGGCGGGACUGAUUGACUGUUAGUUCUUAUUUAGAUUUAAUAUACAUAUGGGAAUUUUUAAGUAAGAACCACAAUCUGGAGUGAAAGGAAAACUAAGAGUUUAUAACUCUACUAGGACCGUGGCGGACCAUGAUGUCUGAACCGACAGAGGCAUUCACAUGAGGGAGCCAAAGUGAAAGCAGACUUUCUGAGGCUCAGUCCAUUUACAGCUGCCAUGUGGAGCAGAAGGACGGACGCUGCAGCCUGACACAGGGUGAGUGAAAGCUUCGUUCUGCUCCUUAGAAGAACCGGAUCCUUAGGCUUGAAUUCAGCUCACUGCCUGUCUGUGUGGAGACUGGCUGACUCCAAGCUGAACAUCUCUUCAUGGCGCCGCGGAGCACAUGCAUGCUCACCCUGCAGCUUCACACAAUUAUUAGGACUAUCAGAAAAACAGGUGUCUCAAUGACGAACUUUCAGUUUCUUAACUUUGUCACCUUGAGUCUGAAAUCUUAUUUUUUAAAGAUUGUUGAGGUUCUGAAUUGAUGCAGCCUUACUUUUGUGUCGUAGCUUUGCCUGCUGGGUUGUUGUAUUUGCACACACCUUACAGCUGCCUGACGGUCAUAAAUCAAGGAACACGUGUGAGCUUCUUUGUGCUCUGCUUAAGCCUGGAGAAGGGAGUCUGCCUUUCUGACUCUUCAGAGGAUGAGUGCCUUCAAGAAGGAAGCAGGGAGUCUGCACUGUGGCCACUCACGACCUCCUGACCUCACUGAUGAACUUGGAUCUUCAGACAGAAAAAGGAGGAAGAGGAGCUGUGACUGUGAGAAGGAGGACCUGAUUGAGCAAGCCAUCCCCACCAAACACCAAACACACUUCAGACAAGGCAUCGCCUCACACUGGGAGCAGUCUGCUCCAUCGGGACUCUGCCCCAAAGAAUCCAGAGCUGAAAUGAAGGCGGCCAAAGGCGGAGCAGAGGAGGGUCAGGAGAGUGUUUCAGAUGAACGCCACACGGGCCUGAUGGCUGAUGGAGCAGAAGCUGAAAGUCUGAUCUCCAGUGAGCCUGGGAGAGACACAACCUCAGUGCCCAGGAUUGAGGUGGAGGAGGACAGCAUUGCCGUGGUUGGAAUGGGCUGCAACUUUCCCGGAGGAGAAGGGAUGGAAAACUUCUGGAAGGUUCUGGCGGAAGGCAGAAACUGCUCGGCCACAGUUCCCAAAGACAGAUUUGACUUAGCGGGCUGGUAUGACCCUGAUGGCACCAAAGUGGGCAAAUCCUGCACAGAGAAGGCUGCUCUUGUUGACGGGUUUAAUGAUUUUGACAACAAAUACUUUGACAUCAGCGACACUGAGGCGGAACAAAUGGACCCUCAACAAAAACAACUUCUUCAGUGCGUCUACAGGGCGUUGGAAGAUGCUGGUCUUCCGAUGGAGAAAGCCAGUGGGACCAGGACAGGAGUGUUUUUUGGCAUCAUGAACAGAGAUUAUGAAAGCAAUGGGGGAAAUAUCCACCCAAGUCUGAUAAACCACUACACAGGCACUGGGCUUGCCAUGAGCAUCGCUGCAAACAGAGUAUCCUACAGCUUUAAUUUCACCGGACCUUCUCUGACCUUAGACACUGCCUGCUCAUCUUCUCUUGUGGCUCUUCAUCUUGCUUGUCAGUCCAUUAGACAAGGUGACUGUGAAAUGGCUGUUUGUGGAGGAGUGAACUUCAUCACAGAGCCAAGGGUGUUUGUAGUGCUCAGCAGAGCCAAAAUGAUUUCCCCUGAAGGGACCAGCAAGCCUUUUUCCAGCCAAGCAAAUGGCUACGGCAGAGGGGAGGGCUGUGGGGUGGUUCUCCUGAAACCCCUGAAAAAGGCUCUGGAGGACCAUGACAACAUAUGGGGCAUUGUCAGCAAAACUGCGGUCAACCAAGAUGGACGUACAGUCUCCCCAAUUACCAAACCCUCCAUGACACAGCAAGAAGAGCUACUGCGUAAAAUCUACUCAGACUCUGACAUUGCUAAUGUCCAGUAUGUAGAAGCUCAUGGAACUGGUACACCAGUUGGAGACCCAACAGAGGCCCAAAGCAUAUCUAAUGUGAUUGCUAAAGCCAGACCUUGCGGUUCAGAAGCUUUGUGGAUUGGAUCUGUGAAAGGGAACAUUGGACAUACAGAGUCUGCAGCUGGAAUAGCGGGGGUCAUUAAGGUUAUGCUAAUGAUGAAGCAUGAAACCAUUGUUCCUUCUGUUUUUUACUCUGAUGAGAAUUGUUGUGUUGAUACUAAGUCCCUGAACAUAAACAUUCCCGAGAAAACAGAGCGAUGGGAAUCUUCCAGGGAAAGAAUUGCAGGUGUGAACAACUUUGGCUUUGGUGGAACAAAUGCACAUGCUAUUAUCAAGCAACACAUCCAGUGCUCUUUUAAGCAAAAGUGUAAUGAGAGACCUAUGAAAUUCUUUGUCAUGUCAGCCGGUUCGUCAAAGUCUCUUGCACUGAUGAUUGAAGACACUAUUAGACAGCUUGAUGCCCACAAAGAAACUGAUCUAGAUUCUCUGUUGUACACAUCAGCUUGCAGACGAAGCCACCAAAAACACAAAUACAGAAAGGCUAUUGUGAUGUCAUCUGUUGCUGAACUGAAGGAGAAGUUGUGUGCCAGUGUAGGCCAAAAUGUCAGGCCAGCCCUGUCAGAUCCAAGACUGGUUUUUGUGUACUGUGGAAAUGGUGUCAACUACCAUGGUAUGUGCAAGCAGCUUUUGAAAAGUGAGCCUGUGUUCAGAGAAAGCAUUGAAGAGAUAACUAAACUCUUCCUGGUUUUCAGCUCUCUAAACAUACUGGACACACUUGAGAGUGAUUUUCAAAGUAGUGGCUUUAAAAACCCUGAUGUUGUUCAACCACUACUUUUUGCCAUCCAGGUUGGCAUCACCACCCUGCUCAGGUGUUGGGGGGUCAAGCCUGACGCUGUGCUUGGACACUCUGUGGGUGAAGUUGCAGCGGCUCACUGCUCUGGACUCUUGUCUCUAGAGGAUGCCGUAAAGGUCAUUUACUUUCGCAGCUCAAUGCAAAACAAAGUCAAUGGGGGAAAGAUGCUUGUGAUCAGCAACAUGGCGGUCUCAGAGGUGACGUCUUUGAUCUCUCAGUUCCCUGGGAGAGUGAGUUUUGCUGCUUUCAACAGCCCACAGUCCUGCACCCUUUCAGGUGAUGCAGAUGCAAUUGAAAGCAUCCACAGGGAGCUAAGCAACUCAGAUAGAAGCAGAACGUUGUUCCUUCGUUUUCUAGAUGUCCCUUCUGCUUACCAUAGCCACAUGAUGGAUCCAAUCCUGCCAGGAAUCAGGGAAAAAAUUCCUUUCCUCCAAACUGGUAUCCUUGAAACAGAGCUGUACUCAACAGUGUCAGGGAAAGAAGUACAGCAGGGAGACUUCUGCACAGGUGAAUACUGGGCAAGAAACAUUCGUGAACCUGUUGCUUUUGAGCAGACAUUAAAGGUGGCAGUGAAAGAAAACAGAAACACAGUCUUUCUAGAGGUAGGACCAAGAAAGGCACUGCAGAGAAACAUUAUGGAAACUCUGGGGGACAACACAGCUGUUCUAGCUUCAAUAGAACCACAGAGAGAACUAGAAUCAACAACUUCUGUGUUGUCUAAACUGUUUGAACUAGGCGUUGCAGUAGAUUGGAACAGUUUUUACAGAGGCUAUGAGACGAUACCGCUGCCAUUCCCAAGAUAUCACUUUGACUGUUCAGACAGAGAUGUUGUCAUUGCAGCAGCAAAGAAUAACAAAGGCAGCUCUCACCCUGUGCUAUGUCAGACGGGAAGCGAAGAGAACCUUUUCAUCUGUGACCUCACAUCUGAUACUACUUCCUACUUAAAAGAGCACAGGCACAAUGAUGUUCCCAUAAUUCCCGGAGCAUUCUACAUCGACUUGGUUUUAGCUGCAUUCUUGGCAAUCUCUAGACCAAAGGUACCCCUCAACUCACUGCAGAUCUGUGUCAGCUUUCACAAACCAUAUUUAUUAACACAAAAUUCUCCCAAAAUGAAGGUGCAACUGACACAAAAGGAGAAUGAGACCAGCUUCACUGUUUUCUCCUCAUCCACAGAGUAUGCUUCAGGCUCAGUGGUUUCAAAACUAGAAGACCUGAUUGAAGAGCCGUGGAUUUCACUCAGCGCUAUCCGCAAACGAUGCACAUCUGUACUGAACUUUCAACAGUUUUAUUCAUAUCUGUCUGAGCAAGGCUUCCAGUAUGGAGAUGUCUUUCAGAAUAAGGCAGAUGUUCACCAUGGGAGGGAUCUGAUGGAGGCUUUUGCAACUGUAUCAAUUCCAGAGGAACUACAGCCACAUUUGCAUGAAUGCUUCAUUCACCCUGUACUGUUGGAUUAUCUGAUGCAGCUUCUCCCUGUCACAGUGAAGCACAUCACAACUGACAGAGUUGGAUUUCCUGCCAAAGUAGGAAGUCUAACAGUGUUUCAACCUUUACAAAAGGAGAUGAUCAUCUAUUUGCGGGCAACUCAUGUGGGAAUUGACCACUUUGAGGUUUGUGGAUGCUUUGCUGACAUGAAAGGAAACGUGCUGGUAGAGGCCAAAGAUGUGAUGUUCAAGGACCUCAGCAACUACUCACACAUUGAAGAGUACUUUUACCACAACUCUUUCACUAUUGUCCCAGAAGGUUCUACUGCUUCUCCUCCUCCAAAGGCUUUGGUCUUUUCAGAUGAAUUAGGGAUCUCAGAGGGUCUGAAACAACAUUUGGACCAAGAGUCUAGAUAUGUUUCCAUCACACAUGCAAAUCACAUCGUGAAUGAUGGAUUUUUGUCACUUUUGGCAAAUCUCAGUAUUACAGAUAUUGAGAAAAACUUUGAUGAGGCAUUGUUCCUAUGGUACACAGAAGACCUCACAUCAUUGCCACCUGAUUGCCACCUCCUGCAAAAUCUGCCGAACUGCUGUGAUGUUUUUCGCCAAAUAGUUGUUGAGCUGAGGAAGUUUAAAUUCCCCCAUGCAAUCAGAGUGGUGACUUACCGUUCAUCUGACAUUACUGUAGAUCGCAUAAGUCCAGGUUUCGUUUUUGCUGGUUUGACCAGAUCCUUUGCUGCAGAGAUGUCAGAUCUUUCAUUUCAACUCAUCGACAUGGGCAUGAUUUCCCCAGAGAACAUUACUGCUCUCUCUGAGGUCCUAAGAAAAUAUCCUUGCAAGAAGUUCCCAGAGUUAGUGGUAAAAGAUGGGAAAAUCCUAAGACCAUCCAUUGUCCACUCUCCUCUAGAUUUCACUGACGGAGCAGAGGGAAGUUGCAUCUCUGCAAAUUCUGAGCCUUUCAUUCUCCAGACCAACAAUGGCUAUAGAGUGACUCAGCUAAGUGCUCUUCACUUUGAAAAGGACCCUGGACCAAUCUGCAACACAUUUGUUGAAAUCAAGCUCAGUAAAACCUGUGUUCAUUCAUCUGAUUACUUUCCUGUCAGUGAGUCACAUUUGAAAAGUGGCCAGACUCUUUACUGGAACAAGCACUCAUCUCAAAAACACAAGCUGUUGGCCCUUGACUUUAGUGGAAUCAUCACAGCAGUUGGAAAGGAUGUAACAAAACUUAAAGUGGGGGAUCACAUUGCCUCUUGCUAUCCAGUGGUUGCAGCUGAUAAGGUCAGAGUUCCUGAGACUGUUUGCUUCAACACUGAGACUCUUCCAUUUCUGUGUGAGACACCAUGUGUUUCUUUCUUUGUGCUUGCAUGGCACAUCCUCCAUCCACUCUUGAACAGAUCAAAACUGAAUCUGGGGAUCUUGUGUGCUAAACCGCAGGCUGCUCUUGUGGACGUCUUGACACAGAUCGCUACCAAAUUGGGCUGGAAUGUAAUUGUCAGCACACAUCAUGAAAACUCUUUUGACAGUCAGUUGGAUGUUCUUGUCAUUGUGCCACCCUUUGACGAAACCAUGACUGCUAGAAUAGCUGACCUUUCUGGACUUCAAGUUGUUGUACUUCUCUGUGAAUCUCAAGUUAAAAGUGCUUUGGUUCAGGAUUUUUUCCAAAGUGUAAAGGACAGUGUUUAUGUGCAGACUGUUCAGAUGCAAGAAGUUCUGCAAAAAGGACAGCUGAGUGCACAAGGGCCGCAUGUUCUUCAGUGGCUGAAGUCCCUCAGCUUGGAGAAGUGUGCUCCUGAAAUGAUCCCUUUUCAAAAUGUAAAAUCUGAAGCCAUAAGCACCCAUUCAGAGGCCUCCUACGUCAGCUCAAAGAAACUGUCUGUGGUGUCUCUGCAGGAAGAUGUGGAUGGGAACACCUCUGACAUUCCACUGCUGCCAACAAAGAAGCAGUUUUUCAAAGAAAGAGCAGUUUACAUCGUCACCGGGGGUGUCUCUGGUCUAGGCUUUGAAACAGUCAAAUUUAUUUCACAGAGAGGGGGGGGCAACAUUGUCAGUCUGUCCAGAAGCAAGCCCUCAGCAGAGGUGCAGCAGAAAAUGUAUGCUCUGGAGAAGGAGCAUGGAAACUGCAUCGCUAGCAUGCAGUGUGAUGUUUCAGUCUUUGAGAAUUUGCACAUGGUGAUCACCGCCAUUGGACAGAAGUUCCCUGGCUGUCCUAUCAGAGGAGUGUUUCAUAGUGCAGUUGUCCUGCAUGAUGGGAUCGUGGAGGCUCUUAACAGAUCUCUUUAUGAGAAGGUUUUCAAACCUAAAGUGAAUGGGGUGUUGAAUUUACACCAUGCCACACAGCACUGUCCACUGGACUACUUUGUGUGUUACUCUUCCAUUUCUGCUUUCCUGGGAAACCCAUCACAAUCAAACUAUGCAGCAGCCAACUCUUUCCUCGACAUGUUCUGCCAUUACAGGCGUCAACUUGGGCUGCCAGGACAAUCCAUCAGCUGGGGGGCACUGAAAUUGGGACUGCUCCACAAUAAGGAGCAUUUGCAGCACAUUUUGGAAGUUUUCGGCAUCAUGGGGCUUGAACUGGCUGAAAUUCGAAAAAGUUUAGAGCAGUGCCUCAUACUCAACCGACCCCAGCAGGCUGUUUGCAGGUUUAACUUCAAAAACAUCAGCUACAACGUCUUCUCCCACAAUAGCUCCUUGACCAUGCGCCUGUACGCCUUAGUCGAGGAAGCUGUUCGGAAAUCCAGACAGGGAUUUUUUCAGACCAAACAAACCAACUUGAUCCCACCAAGAGAGUACAUCACAACUCUGCUCAGUGAGACUCUUGGCUUGGACAAAAGUGAGGUGAGAGAUGAGUCUUUUCUUUCAGCCUUAGGCAUGGACUCCAUGCAGGCCAUGACUGUACAGAACCUGAUCCUGCAAGAGAGGAGUGUCAGUCUCCCUUUAGUGAAACUUUUGGAUCCCACUGCCACACUCUCAACUCUGGUAGCUUCUUUAACAGAGUCAGAAAUGUAGUGUCAAGCAGUCAUCAUCAAAUGUGGGACACUUGAAGAAAAGUGUAUGUGUCUGUUUUAGUCAGUUGAGGGUCAGUGGGUGGGAGUGAGCAUUUUUGCUGCAGAUGUCAAAAUUCCUUGAGAGAAAAAACAGAUUAAAAAUCUAACAACAAAAAACAAUACAAAAAACUGAGGAACCAUAUUACUGAACUAAGGGUUGUACAGUGGUGUCUCUGUUGUUCCUGGUUUAAAUCCUGACAGGAUCCUUGCUGUGUGAUGCUUGCACGUCUUCCCUGUGCAGAUGAGUUUUAUUUAACAGAUGCACGUCUUACUGAUUAUCCCACAUGAAGUUGCUGUCGUUGUCUGCUGAUGAUCUGAUGAUGGACAAACAAGAACAUGCACUUUCUGCUACUAAAUGACAGUAGAGCACCACUAACACAAUGUGCUUUAUGAGCAAAAGACAUCAUUCAAAGUUACCUUGAAUAGAGAAAGUUGGUCUUGUAAGUUAGAUUUCUGUUUCUCAGAGGGCUGUUACCAACCAAGUACCCACAUUCCAAUCCCUAACUUGGUUGAAAUUAGGAAGUGCCAAAGUGCCCUAAAAGACCAGUAGAGACAGGGUGCGAUUGGGAGCAAUCCCCUCAUUGACCCCUGUGUCCAACUUUACAGCAAAAGUAUUUAGCUGCAUGGCUUCAGUGAUCUUUUGAUAAAUGUUUUUCAUGAGGACUCUGGGAUGGGAGCAAAUCUGUCAUAUUAAUUGUAUUAGAACUUCAAUGUGUCUAGAUUUAGGGUUCUGUUUUUUUCAUCCCACCAAACAGCCGUUUUUUAUUUUGUUGUUGAGUUGGGUGGAGCAAAUGCCAGUUUUUUCUGCACAGAAUCUAUUUGGGUGACAUCAGAGAUCAUGCGUUUAGCGCCCUGUUUUUCAACCAGAGUGCCACAGUUAACUAAAGUAAAAUGAAAAAUCAUCAGGUGUGCCAUGGGAAAUGAUUCACCAGAUCAGACCUCAAGACACGUUGAUAAGAAUGACUUUAUAUUUUUGUUGUUGUGUUUUUAACAUUUUCGGUUGGUGGUGUGCCUUUUUGGUGUUUAACAAGGAAAAAAUGUAACUUGCCUCAAAACAGGUUUGGCAAAAUUGUGCUCAGAAAGUGAAAGUUGUGACCAACAAGAUUCUACACCAAAGGGAAUCCCUCCAGGAGGCUUUUAUUAUGGAGAAAAUGUGCAUUUCAAUGUUCUGCCAAAGCCAUAUUAAGACAAACAAGAAAUAAAAGUCUGCUUGGUGGAGCGUAGGUGAAGGUCUGUUGGGGGGGGUUCAUGGGGUGGCAACCUCAGAGGUGGCCUGCAAAAAUCAGGAUCACAGAAGUUUAGUCAUGUUGAAUUUGAAGGAGAAACGAUGGCAAGGCAGCUUCAGCCAGAAGCUGCAGGUCAUCAGCCUCUCUCUUGGUCUACAGACGUUUGCUGCCAUUCAGAUUUCAGGCAUGGUGACAUUUGUUAAUUGUAGUUGUUGAUCAACAAAUGAGAGGAAAUCUGAAGCAUUUGCAGCCAGUUGUGGCAAUUUUUUCAAAUUUAAGAUGUAGAGUUAAAGGGAAACAUGCAGAAUCUCAGAAAGUGAAAGUUGUGACCAACAAGAUUCUACACCAAAGGGAAUCCCUCCAGGAGGCUUUUAUUAUGGAAAAAUGUGCAUUUCAAUGUUCUGCCAAAGCCAUAUUAAGACAAACAAGAAAUAAAAGUCUGCUUGAUGUUCUGGCCUUUGCUAGAUCCAUCAGUGACAGACAGUGAAUCAAGAAUAAAGAAUCAAGGUUAAGCAAAAUUAUGAUUUAGGUCAGGUUUAAUUACAAUAAAUUAUUAUUAUUAUUAUUACAAUUAAUUAUUUUAUUACAUCAGGUUUAAAUAAGUUCAAUGAAUAUGCUUUAUUCUGCCAAAAAAAAAAGUCUUAUAGUUAUGUUCUGAUAAACUCUUGCAGUGGAAAGUUUUCUAUUCUUUUUCAGGACGAUUCCAGAAUUAAACGGUUAACUUUAUUUUGAAAUGAAAAAAACUGUUUUAUUUUUUCAGUCUUGGUUGUAAUUUUUAUUUUGGAAAAUUUAAGUGACUGAAUAAAUAUAUAUUCUUGUAAAUUAAAAUUGAGUGUUGUCCUUAAUUGCACUUUUGUUUACUUUUAUUCUUCUUUCAGAUGUUUCUUGU
Oryzias latipes (Japanese medaka) is the source of this 9510-nucleotide messenger RNA. The record is from RefSeq and is a predicted model, not a curated record. NCBI's taxonomy places the organism in Eukaryota, Metazoa, Chordata, Actinopteri, Beloniformes, Adrianichthyidae.